Messenger RNA from Nasonia vitripennis (jewel wasp), 1069 nucleotides. RefSeq names its product mothers against decapentaplegic homolog 5-like. Gene Ontology annotation, molecular function: RNA polymerase II cis-regulatory region sequence-specific DNA binding; I-SMAD binding; DNA-binding transcription factor activity, RNA polymerase II-specific. Lineage: Eukaryota; Metazoa; Arthropoda; Insecta; Hymenoptera; Pteromalidae. The record is from RefSeq and is a predicted model, not a curated record. Gene Ontology annotation, biological process: BMP signaling pathway; cell differentiation; anatomical structure morphogenesis. The transcript is spliced from 3 exons. Gene Ontology annotation, cellular component: heteromeric SMAD protein complex. Bases 188 to 826 code for a protein of 212 amino acids.
UAUAUUAGGCAUAUGUUUGGGUCUCAGUUUGGGUCCUUGCUCGUUGGAGCAAACGUUUAAUAUAAUACUGUAAGCACAGCGGUUGAAGUUGAAGAAUUGAAGUUUGAUGAAUGUGCGGUUUUGUUAUUAUUCUUUGAAGUCUAUCUCCUUCUAAAUUAUUCACUUGUAUUUAUUAGACUAAGCCACGAUGUCAUUUUACAAUUCAAAUACGUCAGAAUGGUGUGACGUGAUUUAUUGCGAAGAUGGUAUUCGUUACGGAAGCGAAUAUAGAACUCCACAUAAAAUUUUUCGCAUUAAUGGCUACACAAAUCCAAAUUAUGAUCCAAAUGUAUUCAGACUUGGAUCCAUUGUAAGAUCGCUGCACGAUAAACCAAGAUCCUCAGAAGUAACAAAACAAAUAAACAAUGGGCUUCAAUUAAAUUUAAUUGGAUCAGAAGUAAUAGUUACAAAUUUAUCAACAAAUGACAUUUACGUUGCUGCCAUGGAUGCAAAAAUGGUUAACGCGAUCCCUAUAGCUCACGUCCUAGUGCGAAAAUUAGCAACAGGUGAACAGAUCUCAGUUUUCGACUAUGUUAACUUUACAAAGGUGUUGGGACACAAUGUUAAUUACGGCACAGAAGCAGUUCAAAAAAUAUCAGACUACUGUUACAUCAAAGUAAGUUUUAAGAACGAUUUCACCUAUGAUAGAGGACUGUCCGGUUUGCAAGCACCCUGUUGGGUGCAAAUUAAAUUACAUUCGCCGAGAGAGUGGUUAGAUCGCGUUUUGAAGGCGAUGCCUCCAAUAAAGCCGGAAACAUCGAUUCAUGCACUUGGAACAACAGACUGAUCUGAUCCUAUAGAUAAGAUCUUCAUAUAUUCAUAUACAUCAUUGAAUCUGACAACGUAUAGCUUUAUUGAAGAAAGAAGAAUUUCAAAUUUUUACAAAUGCAGGAAUAGGAUCAGAUGGAUGACUAUAGAUUUGAGUUAAGGAUAUUUUAUAAUUUUGAUAAAAACGUGCACAAAUUGUAAAAUUUUAAAUAUGUACAUACAUAGAUUUUAAAUAGUUUAUAGUAUUUUUUAAAGAUUUUUA